AUGGACGUCCGGAGGUUGGAUGUUGCAAACUGGCUCACUGUCGACAAGAACUACAUGGAUGAGCAUGUGGUCAGGAGCCAAUUAUUGCAAAAAGAGAAGAAGAAAGUCCUCCAAUGUCUCCCUGAGUCGUAUGACGCAUGCUUGGAGGCACUAGAAGAGGUGGUUGAGUUCCUGUGCCAGCGGUUCUCGAACGUGUUUGAGCAGAAGAAAAAUGGCGAGGAGACGGUUAUCCACAACAAGAUGACCGGGGAGACAUUCAAAUUCGGAGGAGAAAACAAGGACGUGGAUCCACUCGAAGUUGCCGUGAGAUUGACAAUGGAAGACCUGAGCAUCUUGAUGAAGAACGAGGAUGACGAGUACUAUCUGGCCGCCAGCGCAAGCCUUUUCCCAGUUGGAUGGACGGUACAGGAGCGCAUUGGAUGGACGAUCUCUAAGCUCCACAACCCGGUACCUCUGUGGCACCAGCAGGUUGCGAAUUCAGUCAGCAAGUUCCUAGUCCGCCUGACCCCAGAGUCGCCCAUGGAAAGAUCCAACUAUUUCGUGGAGGUGAAGCGACCCGAUGAAGAUCUAUUCGAGGUCCUGUAUCGCCCGACCUCACUGUCGGAAGACAACCCAGACCCAGCGCCGCAGGACAUCGUCAUCCGUCGUGAAAGGCAGACCUUCCGUCGACUGCCUCGCACGGGGACGAUUGUGUUUGGAGUGAAGACCACCCUGACCACACUGGACGAGUUGCCGAUGCAGGAACUGCAAAACCUGGCGAAGGAAAUCAAGAGCUGGCCCGAGUAUGUUGGCGAGUAUAAAGGACGAGAAGUCUGGGGGGCCAAGGCGCUGGAGUUCUGCGAGAAGAGGAGUCGGUUGUACGAACAGGAGAAGGAGAAGAUGAGUGAAGUGUGA
Molecule: messenger RNA, 894 nt
Organism: Aspergillus heteromorphus CBS 117.55
Lineage: Eukaryota; Fungi; Ascomycota; Eurotiomycetes; Eurotiales; Aspergillaceae
Product: heme-dependent oxidative N-demethylase family protein
Exons: 3
Coding region: 1-894 (297 amino acids)
Source: RefSeq, a predicted model, not a curated record